AUGACUCCAUCACCGCAAGAACAUGAUGAAUGCCAUCAUGACAGUAGGCAACAAACAAUUAUGUUUGAGACUGUUGUUGCUUCUAUGAAUGAAAUGGUUGAACUUUGGAAAAUGAAUGAUACAUUUUGGAUAGAUUCAUCAAGUGAUAGGAGGUGUUUUAUUCAUCGUGAUAUUUAUGGAAGAAAAUUUUCAAAUCAAGUUCUACCUUACCAAACAUCAACCGGACGAAUUGAAUCAUCAAAGGAUUGUGGAAUUGUGUCAAUGACUGCAAUGGAGUUGAUCCAUAAUUUUCUUGAUCCAGUCAAAUGGAUGAACUUGUUUCCUACUAUUGUCACAAAAGCUAAGACUAUUGAAGUUCUUGAGUCUGGUACUUGGGAAGGCUCUAUGCAAUUGGUAAAAUAUAUGUAUGAAAAGAUGCAUAUUUUAUCUCCUCUAGUUGAAGCUAGAGAAUUUUUCUUCGUACGUUGUUGUAGACAACUUGAUGCAACAUGGAUUAUGGUGGAUAUUUCAUAUGAUAUAUUCAAUGACAUUCAUAGUGGUGUUACUUGGGUGGAACAUGUUCAAGUGUAUGAAAAAUAUCAGGUUAAUCAUAUCUUUAGAGAUUUGUUGUGUGAUCGUGAAGCAUACGGAGCUAAAAGAUGGAUUGUUACACUUCAAAGGAUGUAUGAGAGAUUUAAUUUUCAAAUGGAUUCAACAUGCCCUACUAGGCAUGAUUUCAAAGGACUGUUUCAUGAUCCAGAAGGGCUGAAAAAUACGAUACAAUUAUCUCAAAGGAUGGUGAAGAGUUUUUUUGAAAUUCUAAGCAUGACAGACAACCAUGGAGAUUUUUUAAUUUCAUCACAGUUAAACCGUGGAGAUAGGAUUUCAAUAAGAAAUAAUGAAGAAAUUAUCCAACCAAAAGGCUUUAUUUCCAUUGCCACUACUUCUCUAUUGCUUCCUCUUUCAUUCCAAGAUGUCUUCAAUUUCUUCAAAGAUGACAAGACAAGAAAUCAGCCUAAUAAUAUGCAUAAGGAAAUGUUAGUGCUUGAAGAGACAAGUAUUGAUGAAAUGGGAGCAUUUUUAGUCUAUGCACCCAUAGAUUUGCGAGCGAUCACUUCAAUUAUCAAUGGAGGUGAUGCAACAAAAGUUCCUAUUUUUCCCUCUGGUAUCAUCAUAAGUCCCGAUGGUCGGCUCUCCUCGAAUAGGGACAACACUGCAAAUGCACAAAAUGGUUCAAUUUUGACAGUUACAUUUCAAAUAAUGAUUUGUGGUGAUAAUAAUCCAACCUCCAGGCAGCAAAAAAUGGAGGUAGUGGCUUCUGUUCAUGGCGUUUUGAGCGCCACAAUUUUAAAAAUAAAAGAAGCAUUGGGUUGCUUUUAUUUGUGA
Molecule: messenger RNA, 1365 nt
Organism: Solanum lycopersicum (tomato)
Lineage: Eukaryota; Viridiplantae; Streptophyta; Magnoliopsida; Solanales; Solanaceae
Source: RefSeq, a predicted model, not a curated record